AUGGACGUCGUGAGCCAUUCCAUUCGUGAGCGCACCAUUGCUGAGAACAGUCUGGUGAUUCUUCUGCAGGGUCUGCAUGGCCAGGUGACCACCAUUGACCUGCGAGAUGAGAGCACAGCGAGGGGACGCAUUAUUAACGUCGAUGCUUUCAUGAACAUCCGGCUGGAGAAGGUUCUGUACAGGGACAGACGUGGAUUCAUGUCCAGUAUGGACGACUUGUUCAUCACUGGCAGAAAUGUGCGUUACGUCCACAUCCCAGACCACAUGAACAUCAUAGAGACAAUAGAGACCCAGCUCGCAAAAAUACACCGUGUGCGAAACUUUGGAGCAAGCAGUGGACGCAAAGAAUAUUCUAAGAACAAAUAGAUUUUCUGAGAAACUAAUGUUUGUCAAAUAGAUGGUUUUGUAAUGCACAGUUUUAUUUUUCAUUAAGCAAUGCAAUCAUGGAGCGAAAAAGGAAUAUAUAGUUAAAAUGUUGCUGGUUGGUGAUCGAACAAGCUCUGAAUAGUGUCUCUAGGAAAAGUGUGGGCAAAGUUAUUUCUGUUUAUUUUGUUUUGCUCUAGUGGUUUGAAAAAAAAAAACAAUAAACAGUGAAAUAACCAUGA
This is a messenger RNA of Carassius gibelio (silver crucian carp), 605 nucleotides long. RefSeq names its product U7 snRNA-associated Sm-like protein LSm10. Bases 1 to 366 code for a protein of 121 amino acids. Gene Ontology annotation, molecular function: U7 snRNA binding; histone pre-mRNA DCP binding. Gene Ontology annotation, cellular component: nuclear body; cytoplasmic U snRNP body. Lineage: Eukaryota; Metazoa; Chordata; Actinopteri; Cypriniformes; Cyprinidae. The record is from RefSeq and is a predicted model, not a curated record. Gene Ontology annotation, biological process: mRNA 3'-end processing by stem-loop binding and cleavage. The transcript has a single exon.